AGCAACAGCUUGUUGCCAUUGACAACACCUCCGCAUUGUCUUGCAUGUUGAUUUUCCCCGGCACAUAGGCCAAUGGCAAGGCCAUCAUGCCAAAAUCCUCGCCACUGCCGUGCCGCUUGCCGAUCAGCUUUGUCAGGGGUCUAACACUAGUAGCAUUCCCCAUCUUUUAUCACGUGCAUGUUCUAUAUACUACUUUUGAAAGCAUGGCCUACCAAUUUAUAAUGCAACUGGUUUCGAAUUUCUUCGUUUUCAAAGGAAAGCAGAACUUGUUGUCUGCUUUCGUUUCUUUCUUUCUUCACACCUCCAAUUAGUCUUCUCAAUCCAACAGGAACAAUCAAAUGGAUAAAUUGGCCGACUUGAAGCACCUGUUUGUGACAGUGUUUCUAGCAAAUUUUGCGCUGAAUGUGAUCCCUCCUGCUAUAACUGAUAUCACCGUUGGCGCACUCUGCCCUGCUCAAGACGAAUGCUCUCUUGCCAUUUAUCUUUCCGGUUUCCAGCAGGCUAUCUUAGGACUGGGAUCAAUGCUGAUGUUGCCAUUGCUGGGACAUUUAUCAGAUAUAUAUGGAAGGAAAGCGUUGCUCACAGUCCCGGUGGCUGCCGCCAUUGUUCCGUCAGUAAUAUUGGCAAUUGGAAGGUCAACAAACUAUUUCUAUGCUUACUAUGCGAUAAAGACCUUCACUGGCAUGGUCAGUGACAAUGGAAUUGAGUGCCUUUCCAUUGCUUAUGCGGCAGCUAGCAUAUCAGAAGAAAAACGUGUUUCUGCAAUUGGAGCUGUUGCCGGCAUAGGCUCAGCUGCAUAUCUUUUUGGUACUAUGGCUGCUCGCUUCCUCUCCACUGCUCACAUCUUUCUGGUGGCAGCUAUUUCUUCAAUGGUUGCAGCAAUAUACAUGAGAAUAUUUCUAGAGGAGACAAGCAACCAUUUUCGGAGUGAUGAUGCUCUAAAUCAACCCAUAUUAGGGGAGAGCAGUGCAGAAUGCUCUCAAUCUGGAAGUAAUGACUCAUCAAAAAUAGUGCCACAGAGCUUUAAGAAAGUCCUACCACUCAAGGAUAUUUUUUGCUUGCUCAGGAGCAGCGUAACUCUUUCGCUAGCAACAGUCAUUGCUUUCUUGAACGGUCUUGGGGAGGGUGGACAACAAACUCCAUUUUUGUAUUUCUUAAAGGCUCGACUUCAAUACAACAAAGAUAACUUUGCUGUUUUAAUCCUUAUUGGCUACAGUGGAGCAGCAAUUGGCCAGUUAUUCUUGAUGCCUCGGUUGGCUCCGAUUAUCGGAGAGGAGGCAAUUCUCUCCUUAGCCCUCAUUGCUGGAUUCAUAAACAUGCUAAUUGAUAGCAUUGCAUGGGCAGUCUGGGUUCCUUAUGUUGCUAAUUUGUUGCCUAUCAUUGCCUUCCUAACCAGACCGGCUUUACAAAGCAUUGUUUCAAAACAAGUUGGGCCAAAUGAACAGGGAAUUGCUCAAGGGUGCAUUGCAGGCAUAAGCUCAUUCGGAAAUAUUCUUUCUCCAUUAAUAUAUACUCCUCUAACAAAUUUAUUUUUAUCAGAGAGGGCUCCCUUCAAUUAUCCGGGAUUCAACUUGUUCUGCGUCGGCCUUGCUUGGUUGAUAGCUUUUAUCCCUAGUAUGAUGAUACAGUUUGGUCCCCAUAAUUCAAGACUCAAAAACAGAGACGGUGGCUGCAGCUCGGAUGCUUAAAUUUUGAGGUCUUAUCGGUGUUGUUCCUUCUUGUUUUUCUUUUCAUGUGGUGCUUAUGCUUUCCCGAGUCGAGGGUCUCUUGGAAAUAACUUCUCUAUCUCCACAAGGUUCGGGUAAGAUCUGCGUACAAACUACCCUCUCCAAACCCCACUAUGUGGGAUUAUAUGUCUAUGUAUCUAUUAGGAGGAUUUUCAUUCACUCAAAUAAAGAUCUCAGUUUUCUAAAUAAUGAAAUAUCACUGGUGUCUGGUGGUUAUUUAUU
Molecule: messenger RNA, 1949 nt
Organism: Nicotiana tabacum (common tobacco)
Lineage: Eukaryota; Viridiplantae; Streptophyta; Magnoliopsida; Solanales; Solanaceae
Biological process (GO): transmembrane transport
Molecular function (GO): transmembrane transporter activity
Source: RefSeq, a predicted model, not a curated record